GACUUUAUGCUGUUAGGAUUGAAACAGAGAGAGUUGUUGGCCUUUGUUUUGUUAUGUGUUCUCUGAUACUCCAUGGAAAAAGGUUUGGUGAGUUGCAGAAAUGGCGUAAUCUUAGAUUUGUUAUGCAAAGUAAUGCAUUUGCUUUUUCUAAUUCGUUCUCCUCUGCUACUGCUACUGCUAGUGUUGCUGAUGCUGAUGAUGUGAGCCUUGUUAGUGUUGGUCUAAAAGGUAAGAACUUUACAGUCUCUUACCUCGUUGGUUCAUUGGGUUUACCUAAAAACCACGCAGAAUCGAUUUCGAAGAAGGUCAGGUUCGAGGACAAGUCAAAUCCUGAUUCUGUUCUGAAACUUUUGAGAAAGCAUGGGUUUACAGAUACUCAGAUCUCCAGCAUCGUUACGAGUUAUCCACGAUUGCUUUUAGCUGAUGUUAAGAAAUCACUUGGUCCAAAGCUUCAGUUUUUGCUGUCUAGAGGAGGUUCAAGCUCUGAGCUCACUGAGAUUGUUUCUUCAGUUCCGAGAAUCUUGGGAAAGAGAGGGCAAAAAACCAUCAGUGUGUACUAUGAUUUCAUCAAAGACACUUUACAUGAUACGACUUGUUCCAAGUACGAGACUUCAUGUCAAUCUUUUCCACAGGGUAAUCUUGAGAACAAGAUCAGAAACGUAUCGGUUUUGAGAGAGUUGGGAAUGCCUAGGAAGUUGUUAUUCCGCUUGCUCAUCUCUGGUGAUGGACCUGUCUUCGGUAAAGAAAAGUUUGAAGAAUCCCUCAAGAAAGUUGUUGAGAUGGGUUUUAAUCCAACCUCUGCAAAGUUUCUUGAAGCGCUAACCAUUGUUCAAGGGUUGAGCGACAAGACAAUAGAAGAAAAGGUCAAUGCGUAUAAAAGGUUAGGCUUUGAUGUGGGAGAUGUAUGGACAGUGUUCAAGAGGUGGCCAAACUUUUUGACACCCUCUGAGAAGAAGAUCUUGAACACUGUUGAAACAUAUCUUGGCCUAGGAUUCAGUAGAGAUGAGUUUGCGAUGGUUGUUAGGCGCUUUCCUCAGGGCAUUGGUUUGUCUGCUGAGACGAUUAAAAAGAAGACUGAGUUACUGGUUAAGAAGAUGAAUUGGCCUCUAAAGGCUCUGGUUUCAAACCCUGCGGUACUUGGAUACAGCAUGGAGAAGAGGAUUGUACCAAGGUGUAACGUAAUCAACGCUCUCAUACCCAAAGGAUUGCUAGGAAGUGAACUCCCUUCGAUAUCAUAUGUCUUCAUAUGUAGCAAUGAGGUGUUCUUAGACAGGUAUGUUAAGAAGCACGAGGACAAGAAGCUGGUGACUGAGUUGAUGACUAUCUAUAGUGCUUCAUAGAUCACAAGGCAUGUCAAGGAUUCUGGUUCUAUUUUUUUGAAUAUCGUAAAACCUCAAUUUCAGACUUUUUAAAUAUCAAUUUGAUCCGGAUUCAACUGUUUCUCUUAAAAUGCCUAA
This is a messenger RNA of Camelina sativa (false flax), 1457 nucleotides long. RefSeq lists its product as uncharacterized. Gene Ontology annotation, molecular function: double-stranded DNA binding. The record is from RefSeq and is a predicted model, not a curated record. Gene Ontology annotation, biological process: regulation of DNA-templated transcription. Lineage: Eukaryota; Viridiplantae; Streptophyta; Magnoliopsida; Brassicales; Brassicaceae.